Mytilus trossulus (common blue mussel) is the source of this 1905-nucleotide messenger RNA. RefSeq names its product acid sphingomyelinase-like phosphodiesterase 3b. The coding region runs from base 76 to 1437 and encodes 453 amino acids. The record is from RefSeq and is a predicted model, not a curated record. Lineage: Eukaryota; Metazoa; Mollusca; Bivalvia; Mytilida; Mytilidae. The transcript is spliced from 6 exons. Gene Ontology annotation, molecular function: phosphoric diester hydrolase activity.
UGUAAACAUUUUUAUUUUUGUAAUAUUUAGCGUGUGUCUUAAUCAUAUUGAAGCUAUAGCAGCAGCAAAAAAAAGAUGAUUAUUUUGAUGUUGAUAUUGACGGUUUCUUCCGUGACAGCAGAUAUUGGAUAUUUCUGGCACGUGACAGAUUUCCACUGGGAUCAUACUUACAUGAGUGAGGACCUUUCAUGUAAUGACGUCGUGGAAACCUAUGGUCUAUAUGGAGAUUAUUGGUGUGAUGCCCCAUGGAAACUUGUGAAUGACAGUGUUGAAGCAAUGAAGGCACUAAAACCUGAUCCAGACUUCAUAUUGUGGACAGGAGACAAUACUCCCCAUACAAGUGACGAUAACGUUAAUUUUGAAAUCCAUGAUGCAAUAUUGGGAAACAUUACAAAUCUACUCAAAGAUGUGUUUACGACUGUUCCCGUGUAUGCCACAUUCGGGAACCAUGACUACUUUCCUCAUAACCAGUUCCCAGAGAAUGGUAAUUUGUUGUACAACAGGUCUUAUGAUAGAUGGAAAAGCUGGAUUGGUGAAGAAAGCAUGAAUACUUUUCUUCGAGGUGGGUAUUAUACACUAAAGACUGCAACCGGUAUGAGAAUAGUUGGACUGAAUACAAAUCUUUAUUAUACUUCUAACAAACAAACUGGUACCACAGAAGAUCCCGCCGGUCAGUUUGCCUGGUUAGAACAAGUACUAGACGCAGCUAAGGUUGCCAAUGAGAAGGUUCUAGUAACAGCACAUGUACCACCGGGUGUUAAUCCGACUCCUAAUAGAGUCCCUUGGAUGUACCCACAGUAUAAUUCCAAACUGAACGACAUAUUCAUCAACUAUACAGAACAGAUUGUUGGGAUGCAUUUUGGACAUGAACAUUCUGAUAAUUUUCGAAUCUACCAUGACGACGCAGGUGUUGGUGUACUUGCACAGUUUUGUGCGCCUUCUAUAACGCCUUGGAGGUAUAAAUUUGCUGGUAGAACAGGACCCGCUCACAAUCCAAGUUUCAGGCUUCUAAAAUACGACCGAUCGAAUGGGAACUUGCUAGACUUUACACAGUAUUACAUGGAUUUACCAGAAGUCAACAAGAACAAUCAAUCUGAAUGGAAAAUCGAGUAUAAUGCCACCACGGCCUAUGGGUUGGUUGACCUCUCUCCUGCGUCGAUGGCACAGCUUGUUGCCCGGAUGAAGACUCAGAAGAACCACGAAUUUCAAUCUUUCCGUAAAUUCUGGACAGUUAGUGUAAAUGAGAAUUAUGAAGAAUCAUGCGAUGAAAAAUGCCAUGCUGGUUUUUAUUGCAAUUCUAGACAUUUGGAAAAAGACAGUUUUGAAAACUGCUUUAAUGGUCUCACAACUUCGGCAGCACCGUUUCCACAAAAUUAUAAUGGCUUCACAUUCAGUUUCCUCGUAAUUUGUUCAACAUUUAUCACACAGUUUGUUUAAAUUAAAUGCUUUCUUUUUUACCAAAAAUUGAUGAAAAAAAAAUAAUUGAUCUUCCAGCAGCUAGAUCGUGUACAAAAACUUAGUUUAAACCUUUCGUAAUUAAAACAAAUACAAUAUGUCACGUAUAACUUUGUACCAUCUUUUAUAUUUUUGUGACGAUUUUCGGUCAACAUAAUUGGUUGUGGCCUUAUAACUGCAUGGUAUCUUGAUAUUUUUGCAACUCUGUAAUUAUUGUACAAGUUCUCUCUAAAGAAGUAGAAAUCCUAUUAAGGAUACACAUUGAACUGUACCCCCGAAAACUCCAACAAAAACCCGAUAAGACCGUUACCAUUCUACACUUUAGCACAGUAUGUGUCUGCAAAUACGGCUAUAAGACAAUAACAAUCAAAACCAAGAAGUAAACAAAGACUCAUAAAACCAAAAGACAUUUACAUCAACAGUUACAAAUAAUAAAUAACUUAUUGGCGA